This is a messenger RNA of Polypterus senegalus (gray bichir), 2359 nucleotides long. It is a transcript of the gene fkbp9, whose product is annotated as FKBP prolyl isomerase 9. Bases 75 to 1772 code for a protein of 565 amino acids. The transcript is spliced from 10 exons. The record is from RefSeq and is a predicted model, not a curated record. NCBI's taxonomy places the organism in Eukaryota, Metazoa, Chordata, Cladistia, Polypteriformes, Polypteridae. Gene Ontology annotation, molecular function: calcium ion binding; peptidyl-prolyl cis-trans isomerase activity.
CCGGUGGGCGGGUUGAAGAAGGACAGGCAAGCUCAGGAACAACGGGACGUAGAAUCUGGAGGCGAAGAGAAGUGAUGGCGCACAGACUGUGCACAAUGCUGCUGCAGGCGCUGCUGGUCACCGUCGUAUCGUGUAAUGCGCCACCAGUCCCGUUAGAAGACAUCGUGAUCGAGAAGACCUUCACUCCUCCCUCGUGUGACAGGGCGGUAAGAUCCGGAGACUUUGUCAGGUACCAUUACCUGGGAUCAUUCCCGGACGGAAAGAAGUUCGAUUCCAGCUAUGACAGGGGCUCCACAUACAAUGUGUUUGUUGGUAAGAAGCAGCUCAUUGAAGGCAUGGACAAGGCUCUGCUGGACAUGUGUGUCAAUGAGAGACGUCUUGUGAAAAUUCCUCCCAAGUUGGCAUAUGGUGAAGAAGGAUAUGGUGAUGUGAUCCCACCAAAUUCUAUUCUACAUUUUGAUGUUCUCCUCCUUGACAUUUGGAACCCAGAAGACAAAGUACAAAUCAAGACAUACUACCUGCCCGAGGGUUGUACUCGCACAGUCCAGGUCUCUGACUUUGUCCGUUACCAUUACAAUGGUACCCUGCUGGAUGGCACUCUCUUUGACUCCAGCCAUAAUCGCAUGCGCACCUAUGACACAUAUGUGGGAAUUGGCUGGCUGAUCGCAGGCAUGGACCAGGGGCUGCUGGGAAUGUGCGUGGGAGAGAAACGUAUCAUCACAAUGCCACCUUCACUGGGAUAUGGGGAGAAUGGAGAUGGCAGCGAUAUUCCUGGGCAAGCCUCUUUGGUUUUUGAUGUACAUUUAAUCGACUUUCAUAAUCCCAAAGACAGUAUUGCUGUGGAAAUGGUCUAUGUCCCUGAAUCCUGUAAACGGAAGAGCAAGGCUGGAGAUUUUGUGCGUUACCACUACAAUGGGACAUUACAGGAUGGAACUUUUUUUGAUUCCAGCCACUCAAGGAACCGCACCUAUGACACAUAUAUUGGAAAGGGAUAUGUUAUCGCUGGGAUGGAUGAAGGCCUGCUGGGUGUCUGCAUAGGUGAACGGAGAAAGAUUACUAUCCCACCACACCUUGCAUAUGGAGAAGAGGGCACAGGUACAAAGAUCCCAGGCUCUGCUGUUCUAGUGUUUGAUAUCCACGUGAUUGACUUCCACAACCCAUCUGACACAGUGGACAUUCAAACUGUGUACAAGCCUCCAGACUGCAGCAUCCUGAGCAAGAAAGGGGACUUCAUUAAAUAUCACUAUAACGCCACACUGAUGGAUGGGACUUUGCUUGAUUCAACGUAUACGUAUGGAAAGACGUACAACGUUGUUUUGGGCUCUGGACAGGUGGUCAUCGGAAUGGACCUGGGCCUGAGGGACAUGUGUGUGGGUGAAAAGAGAAAAGUCAUAAUCCCACCACACCUGGGUUAUGGCGAGCAAGGCGUGGAUGGGGAGGUCCCAGGAAGUGCUGUGCUGGUGUUUGACAUUGAAAUAAUUGAGAUGGACCCUGGGCUUCCUGAGGGCUACAUGUUUGUGUGGAACAGUGAUGUUUCUCCCAAUGUAUUUGCUGAAAUGGAUAAGAACUCUGAUGGACAAGUGGACUCCGUAGAGUUCUCUAUUUAUAUCCACCAUCAGGUGGCAACAGGAAAUGGAAAACUGGCCCCAGGUUUCAGUGCCACUUCCAUCAUCGAUACUAUGUUCUCAAACCAGGAUCGCAAUGCUGAUGGCAAAAUCACACAUGAAGAGUUCAAACUUAAGGAUCAGGAGGAGAGGCAUGACGAGCUAUAGGCCAGAGGGACUACAGAGGUGAGGUCAGGGUUCAGAAGCUGAGGCAGCAACACUUGGAUUUUGACAGUUUGGUGUAAAUAUUGAAGAACUGGAUUCCAUUCACAAUUUUGCACUGCUUUACAUCUGCAGUUUGCGUCUUCAAGGAUGGCAGCUUACUUUUUUCAGACAGACAUUUGACUCUGCCUACGAGCAGCAGGAAGAGGCCAUGGCCUCCCGGAAUGAUAGAAUUUGAAAGUCAAGCUCCCAGGAAGCCUUUAUCUGUUGUCAAUUUAAUGCAACUUUAUGGCUUUGUGCUGUUUACUGCCCUGGCCCUGUAACCCAUGGUCCAAAUUGAUUGAUUGAGCCAUUUCUGGUAUGAGGUGGCUGGUGUCUGCACUGAUCCAGACCAUGCAGAAAAGAAGUCCAUUUGUUUACCUUUACGUAUGCUGUGGUCUGGUAGAAUGUGAGGCAGCCUGUCUGUGAUUUUAUUUUAUUUUAUUUUUUUACAGUUCACUAUACCUCACAUUGGAAUCACUGAUCAAUCCCAGUGCCUUACUAGUGUAACAUCACCUUUGCCAAUACAAUAAAGUUGGCCUCUGAUAAUCACA